UCUGACAGUAACACUAGUUUCCUGCGUGCUGCGAGGGCGGGGAACCUGGACAAGGUUUUGGAGUUCCUGAAAGACGGAGUUGACAUCAGUACCUGUAACCAGAACGGUCUGAAUGCGCUGCACCUGGCAGCUAAGGAGGGCCAUGAGGACCUGGUGGAAGAACUACUGGAGAGAGGCUCUGCGGUCGACUCUGCCACUAAGAAAGGGAACACAGCCCUCCACAUCGCCUCAUUGGCCGGACAGAAGGAAGUGGCUCGACUGCUGCUGAAGAGAGGAGCCGACAUCAACGCCCAAUCACAGAAUGGCUUCACUCCUCUGUACAUGGCAGCCCAGGAGAACCACCUGGAGGUGGUCAGAUACCUGCUGGAGAAUGGAGGCAACCAGAGCGCUGCUACUGAGGAUGGGUUCACCCCCCUGGCCAUAGCCUUGCAGCAGUGUCAUAACCAGGUGGUUUCUCUCCUCCUGGAACAUGACACCAAGGGCAAGGUGCGGCUGCCUGCCCUGCACAUCGCUGCCCGGAAGGAUGACACCAAGGCAGCUGCCCUGCUGCUACAGAAUGACCACAAUGCUGAUGUUCAGAGCAAGAUGAUGGUUAACAGAACUACAGAGGUAUACAUGUUUAUUCUACUCAUCCCCUGCUCUCCUCCCCUCUUCCUUCUUCACCUCCAUCUAGCUCUGCUCUGUAGUUCCUGUGUGUUGACAUCAGACCUGUGUUAA
This is a messenger RNA of Oncorhynchus tshawytscha (Chinook salmon), 717 nucleotides long. Its product is annotated as ankyrin-3-like. Gene Ontology annotation, molecular function: protein binding. Gene Ontology annotation, cellular component: T-tubule. Gene Ontology annotation, biological process: protein localization to T-tubule; regulation of cardiac muscle contraction. The transcript is spliced from 7 exons. The record is from RefSeq and is a predicted model, not a curated record. NCBI's taxonomy places the organism in Eukaryota, Metazoa, Chordata, Actinopteri, Salmoniformes, Salmonidae. The annotation marks the transcript as partial.